Messenger RNA from Pseudomassariella vexata, 1554 nucleotides. Its product is annotated as major facilitator superfamily domain-containing protein. Lineage: Eukaryota; Fungi; Ascomycota; Sordariomycetes; Amphisphaeriales; Pseudomassariaceae. Gene Ontology annotation, biological process: transmembrane transport. Gene Ontology annotation, cellular component: fungal-type vacuole membrane. The transcript has 2 exons. The coding region runs from base 1 to 1290 and encodes 429 amino acids. Gene Ontology annotation, molecular function: transmembrane transporter activity. The record is from RefSeq and is a predicted model, not a curated record.
AUGGGAGAAAAAGACGAAACAGCUGCAAAGGGUGGCACCCUCGAUGCCGAUGCAGCGCAACCGACCACCGCACCAAAUUCAGAACCCCCAGACGGCGGUUGGGAAGCCUGGCUCGUAGUCUUCGGUUCCAUGAUCGUCCUAAUCCACACCUGGGGCCUCGUCAACAGCUUCGGCGUCUUCCAAACCUACUACGAAACCGAGCUCCUCCCCACCAGCUCCUCCUCGGACAUCUCCUGGAUCGGCAGUCUCCAAGCAGCCCUGCUCAUGAUGGGCGGUGUCGUGUCAGGACCUCUCUUUGACGCAGGCUACUUCCGCGCACUGCUCCUGAGCGGUCUCUUCUUCGUCGAGUUCGGCACCUUCAUGACUUCCCUUUGCACGUCGUACUGGCAGAUCGUCCUGGCGCAGGGCAUCUGCGUUGGUCUGGGCUGCGCUCUCAUGUUCCUCCCGUCGGCGGCCAUUCUCGGCCAUUACUUCGUUAAGAAGCGCGCCUUCGCCUUUGGUGUGCAGUCGGUUGGCUCGCCCAUUGCGGGCAUCGUCCUGCCUAUCAUCUUUGGCCGACUGCAGCCGCAGAUCGGAUUCGCCUGGACUACGCGCGUGAUCGGCUUUAUUCUUACGGCGCUCGCCGCCAUUCCCGUGGUUUUCAUGAAGACGCGGGUGCCGCCGCGGGCGCACACAAGGGCCUUCGAUAAGAGCGCUCUCUACGACUGGCCGUUUCUCAUCUUCAGCUUCGGCGGGUUUCUGGCCUUUGUCGGGCUAUAUGUGCCCUUCUUUUAUUUGCAGCUUUGGAGUAUCGACCACGAAAUAUCGUCCCUCGAGUUCUCGCCGUACUUCGUCACGCUGCUCAACGCCGGGAGUAUUUUUGGGAGACUGAUACCAAACUAUAUUGCCGAUUACGCUGGAUCCGUCAACGUCCUGAUUAUCAUCACAUUUCUGGCGGCCACGCUUGACUUUGCUUGGCUAGGAAUUACUAACUUUCCAGGGGCUGUCAGUUUUGCGAUAUUAUACGGCGCCUUUUCAGGCGGGGUUGUCGGUGUCCUACCCAGUGCACUCGUGCCACUGAUCCCGGAUCUCAGCAGAUUUGGAACCUGGAUGGGCAUGUGUUUCUUCGCGUCGGGCUUGUCUGUAUUGGUGGGAACUCCAAUCGGAGGUGCGAUCCUUGGCCAAGGUGGAGAGGCGGCGUGGAAGCGCAUCAUUGCAUACUCGGGCGCUAUGUUGUUGGCGGGCGGGCUGACAUGGACGUUGUCACUUUUCUUGCACCGCCGCAGACAGUUGAGAGCGAGGAAAACGUGAGUUGAGGGAUGGCAAUAAUGGUGGAAAUACGGGUUAGACUCAACACAUACAUCCAACCGUCAUACAUGGGAAGCACACCGGAAGCGCUGGUGAAGCCACCUGCUGCUUGGUCAAUCAUAUGCUAUAAGCUUGGGUGAUAGCUUUAGGAUCAUCACUUUGGUUGCGGGUAAACGGCACAUGUCGAUAGGGUUCUUUAAUAAGUGAAACUUCGCAGGGACGUUGCGAGUGCCAAUGGCGGCAGGUGACAUUCAGCUAGGCGCCUGA